Bactrocera neohumeralis is the source of this 713-nucleotide messenger RNA. Its product is annotated as stress-associated endoplasmic reticulum protein 2. Lineage: Eukaryota; Metazoa; Arthropoda; Insecta; Diptera; Tephritidae. The coding region runs from base 136 to 330 and encodes 64 amino acids. Gene Ontology annotation, cellular component: endoplasmic reticulum. Gene Ontology annotation, biological process: endoplasmic reticulum unfolded protein response. The transcript has 3 exons. The record is from RefSeq and is a predicted model, not a curated record.
CGGUCAAAUAGGCAUCUCUUUUAACUGUCAAAGAUUCGGUUCGGCUACUCAUACGUGUCGUUUUCUUGUGUCGCUCUCGACGUGUUCAUUUUGUUUUCUUUGGCAAAAAAGCAAAACCAAAAUAGUCCUAAAAAGAUGGCCCCACCACAAAGGAUGCGUGUCGCCAAUGAAAAGGCUAGCAAAUACGUGACCAUGCGAGGCAACGUACCAAAGUCAUCGAAAUCCAAAGAUAAUCAAUACCCUGUUGGACCUUGGCUUUUGGCAUUGUUUAUUUUCGUCGUUUGCGGUUCUGCUAUUUUUCAAAUAAUCCAGUCUAUUCGAGCAGCGUAAAACUACAAACACCAACUAAAAUAGAUCUUUAAUUUUAAAUGCAAUGAAUAUUCUUCCGAAAUCCAAUCAUAUAUAAUUGCCAUAGUUUUAAAAAGUUAAAUGAUUUCAAAUAAUAGUUUAUUUAAUGUGCUUGAAGUCUGAAAUGAUUUAUUUAUACGAUGAAAAUUAUAAGCAUUGAGGAAUUAAAUGCACCAGCUUAAUUUGUCAGCAGUUAAAUGUAUAAAUUUAUUUUCGAAAGCAUUCCUUUUUGGUGAUUAUUGUGAUUGGUUGGCUUUUCUCGAGCAACAUGUUGUACUGUAAGCUCGGUAUUUAAGAUACAACUUAAAAAUUUAAUUGAUUUACGUAAUUUUGUAUAGAAAUGGUAAUAUAUUAAUUUUUUACUU